Auxenochlorella protothecoides is the source of this 423-nucleotide messenger RNA. Its product is annotated as DnaJ-like protein subfamily B member 14. Gene Ontology annotation, biological process: cellular response to misfolded protein. Bases 1 to 423 code for a protein of 140 amino acids. Gene Ontology annotation, cellular component: endoplasmic reticulum membrane. Gene Ontology annotation, molecular function: Hsp70 protein binding. Lineage: Eukaryota; Viridiplantae; Chlorophyta; Trebouxiophyceae; Chlorellales; Chlorellaceae. The record is from RefSeq and is a predicted model, not a curated record. The transcript has 3 exons.
AUGGAGAAGCUCAAAGCGGCGGUCGCGGCAGCGGAGCAGAGCCGCCGCCAGGCGCAGGACACAACAAGAGCGUGUCAGGACAGGGAUGCAGCCCUGCUCGCCCAGCGCCGGCGACGCCUGGAGUCUGGCUUUGCCAAGGUGUACGAGGAGGCUCGAAAACAGGCCGAUGCCGAUCUCGCCGCACAAAGGGCAUCAGCGCCUAGCCUCACCUUUGCCGACGAGGCCGAGGUCCGGCGUGUCCUGCAGGCAGCAUCAGAUCAUGCUGUGCUCCAGCUGCCACCUGGUGCCAAUGCUGCGGUCCUGCGCAAGAGGUACCGCCAGAUGGCGGUGUCGCUCCACCCGGACAAGAGCUCUGCGCCUGGGGCCGCCGACGCCUUUCACCGCCUGGUGACGGCCUACCGCAACCUGGCGGCCUUUGCCUAG